Molecule: messenger RNA, 480 nt
Organism: Penaeus monodon (black tiger shrimp)
Lineage: Eukaryota; Metazoa; Arthropoda; Malacostraca; Decapoda; Penaeidae
Exons: 4
Coding region: 1-480 (159 amino acids)
Source: RefSeq, a predicted model, not a curated record
AUGCCAGCCAUCUACAAGCUCAUCCUGUUCAAAGAAUGUCAGGCCAGAUAUGCCAGAAGCUGCCACAGGAACACCUUGACCUUCCACCCACUGAAGAUGAGGUUAAGACUGCCAGAUGAACCAUGGAAAGCAUUUGGGAAGGAUGGGAUCCCUGCAGAACUUUACAAGGUCCUUGGAACCCUAGCUCUUAAGGCGUUCCAUGAUGUCCUUCUGACCAUCUGGGUGGAAUUUCACUACUUUCAAUUGCUGGAAAGAUCCUCAGGGACAUGCAUUGAACAGCAGUUGGACCUAUAUGCAGUUUUCAUAGACCUGACCAAAGCAUUUGACAUGGUCAUUAGAGAUGCUCUCUGGACUAUUCUCAGGAAGCUAGGCUACCCAUUUAAAUUCACCACAAUCUGGAACAGCGUGAAGCAGGGCCAUACCCUAGCACUGGUCCUACUACAUGCUGUGAAAGACCUCAACGUGGGCAUCUAUAUCUAG